This is a messenger RNA of Staurois parvus, 345 nucleotides long. The record is from the annotation of a GenBank genome assembly. Lineage: Eukaryota; Metazoa; Chordata; Amphibia; Anura; Ranidae.
GUCCCUCAGACACAGCGGAUCACCGAUCACGGAAAGAGCCUAAGAUCUCGGCUUGGUCAUGUGAUCAGCUGUGUCCAAUCACAGCUGAUCACAUGGGACAUGUACACUGAUCAUCAGGGCACUGAUGAUCAGUGUGCCCUGAUGAUCAGUGUAGCCCCAGCAGUGCUACCUGUCAGUGUCCAUCAGUGCCUCAUGCCAGUGCCACAUAUCAAUGCCCAUCUGAUCUGCCUUUCAGUGUCACCCAUCAGUGCCAGUCAGUGCCACCUAUCAGUACUGCCAAUCAGUGCCACCUAUCAGUGCCAGUCAGUGCCGCCUAUCAGUGCCAGUCAGUGCUGCCUAUCAGUG